CUACGUGUCUCUGUCUUGUGGGCAGUACUGCUUGCAAGGUGAAAGUACCCUGUACCAGUGAAGCACUUGGCUUAGUCAGGAGUGCCCGGCAUGCGUUUGUGAAACACCGGUAUCACUUUCUUUGACCAACGUUGUGUGAAUUGUUUUCCUGUGACAGUUGCACCUAUCAGAAAUCUCUAUCACAUCAUUAGAAUUUGACAAUAUGAUCGUCUUCGGGGUCGACCUCAGUUGUCCGGUAAUCCAAACUUUGAUCUGCGUCGCAGUAGUCGUCUCUCUGACCGCCGUUUCUCUCCUGCGGUUCUACGCGUACAUCUCCUGCGGGUACUACCACGGCCGGACGAGGAUGGACGGGAAGGUGGUGAUCAUCACCGGAGCGAACGGGGGUAUCGGCAAGGAGACGGCGACGGAGAUCGCCAAGAGGGGGGCGAGAGUGAUCAUGGCCUGCAGGAACUUGGAGACAGGGAAGCAAGUCAGGGAUGAAAUAGCGGAGACCACCAAAAACGACAACGUGAUACUUAAAAAAUUAGACCUCUCCUCGCAAAAGUCCAUCAGAGAGUUCGCUGAAGACGUUAUAAGAACAGAACCUAGAUUGGACGUACUCAUCCACAAUGCCGGUACGGCGGAAUCCAAAUUCAAGAAAACCGAAGACGACGUGGAAAUAAACAUGGCUACUAACCAUUUCGGACCCUUCCUUCUAACGCAUUUGCUCAUAGAUCUGCUCAAGAAAUCGGCGCCCUCCAGAAUAGUAGUAGUGGCCUCCGAGCUCUACAGACUCGCGUCCCUGAACCUGAACAAGAUCAACCCCACCAGCUCCUGGUGCCCGGCCUACUACUACUACGUGUCCAAAUACGCCAACAUCUGCUUCACCCUGGAGCUCGCUCGUCGCUUGGAAGGCACCAACGUCGCGGCCAACUGUCUCCAUCCGGGAAUGAUAAAUUCCGGAAUAUGGAGGAACGUGCCGUUCCCUCUUAAUCUCCCCUUGAAGUUGAUAGUCAAGGGGUUCUUCAAGACCCCGGCGCAGGGGUGCCAGACCAGCGUAUUCCUGGCUUGUUCCGAGGAAGUCGAGGGGGUGACUGGAAAGUAUUUCAUGGACUGCGCAGAGAGGGCACUGAGUAGCGGGGCUACCGAUGAGUCGAAGGCCAAGAAGCUGUGGGAGCUGUCGGAGAAAUUCGCCGAUUUAAGGGCUACCGAUCCCAAGAUUUGAACAAGAUUUUAGUGAGUGUAUAAACUGGACACUUCAAGCAUACUUAAGUGUUUUGGGCACGAUAGGAGUAAGUAAGAUUAAGAAAUAGUUGUCUUUUUUGUACUUUUGUAUAGUUUUUUUUUAAGUAUAUUCUCCACAAUGUCUUUAUAGUCUGACUUGCCAUAGAUGCCGCCUCAUAUUUUCACCGAACGAACGAAACUUUCUGUUUAGGCUGCUUUGGUGACCUUGAAUUUCACCUUGACAUUAAAUUUCAGGGUCAAGGUAAGGUCAACUUGAAAAUGUCAAAUAAAACAGCUUAUUUUUCAUGCUAGCAAUUUUUUACUGUAUGUCCUUUCAGGUCAAUUCAAGAUCAAACACAUUUUUCAAAAAAUAAUAAUAGAUAUAAAAAUAAUGGAUUUUAAUCUAGACAUAUUCGGUUGAAACUAUUAAUACGAUCUUGAUAACAAUUUUGAAAUUAAACACAUUAAGAUUUGGUGAGAAGCCGUUCUAGAAGAUUUAAUCAGCUGUUAGUUUAAAUCAAGGUCACCAUCUAAUUUGUCAUUCAAAAUCUUACACAUUUUGCUUGAAACAUUUUCCUCCACAAUUCUUUUGGAAAAAUAUUCUAAUCCCACAAUCGGACGUAAAAUUUGGUACUAUAACGAUUGCUGGAAUAAAAUAUACAGUGUCCAGUGUCCAUUUAAUAUUUUCAAAUUGGCGUUGGAUUGACCUCAAAACUUGAGUACAACGAUCAAAUCGAAAAUCACAAGCUUUCUAUAACUAGAACUUUUAACGCCAUCUUUCAGAUGAAUGCCAAAGUUUAAUGAUAAUGUGGUAACAGACCUUGCUGGAAAUAAUUCAAAAUGACAAUGUUGAUUGCAAUGUCAGAAAUUAAUUUUGCGUUUAGUAUUUAGACUUAUGGUAUGAUGUCAUACGGCAAUAUUUUCAGAAUUUGUUCCUAGUUAUCCAUCGAACUUAGGUAAUGACAUCUUUUCAUCGCAAUAUUUGAUAACAAAAUCAAUAUAACAAAGUGUAGUGUAUGACCUGAAUUUGCCUCCAUUUCACUGUAAUGAAAUAUUGUUGUUUUAUAAAAAUUUAAUAAACAAUAUAUUUUGUUUAUUUUGGUUUUCCUUUGUGAUUCUUCUGUUUUUUGU
Molecule: messenger RNA, 2334 nt
Organism: Anoplophora glabripennis (Asian longhorned beetle)
Lineage: Eukaryota; Metazoa; Arthropoda; Insecta; Coleoptera; Cerambycidae
Product: retinol dehydrogenase 14
Exons: 4
Coding region: 203-1204 (333 amino acids)
Source: RefSeq, a predicted model, not a curated record